UGGGUCUCGGUAUACUUCUUUUGUGGUUGCUUAACCUUGAGCAGAUCAUUCACAAAGGCUUCUAAUAAUAAUACCUCACCCUACCCUACCUGAAACCAUAGUCUGAAGAUUGUCAACAUGGGUAUCGAGUUGUAUCUGGAUCCGUGCACGGUCAACAGCCGAAAGGUGCUCGCUGGCCUCGACCUGAUGAAGAUCGAGUACAAGUCAACCAAUGUCGACUACUUCAAGGGGGAGCACAAGAGCGACUGGUUCACGAAGAUCAAUCCCAUGCAGACUAUGCCCGCGGCGACGGAUGGAGACCUGACCAUCACCGAGUCCAAUGCGAUUCUCCAGUACGCCGCCGACACAGCCGGGAGCGAUGCAUAUUAUCCCAAAGACCUCAGACAGCGCGCCCAGGUCAACAAGUGGCUGCUCUGGGAAGCCUCUGCGUGGUUUCCCAGCUGCUACGUCUACCUUGUCGAGUUCGUGGCCAAGCCUCUGCUCAAGGCAACCCCGGAUCAGGCCGUGAUUGACGCCGAGGAGCCCAAGUUCCGCAAAUACGCCGGCAUCCUCGAGGCCCAGCUGUCCAAGACCAAGUACCUCGUAGGCGACACGCCUACCAUUGCCGACAUUGCGGUUGCCUCGCCCAUGCACCUCUACGCUGCGCAACGUCUGCCUCUUGACCAGUACCCGAACCUGAAACGCUGGUACACGCAGGGCAUUGAGCCGCUCGAGGCGUGGAAGAAGACACAGGGUGCAGUGAACAAGGCCCUGCUCCCUAACGGCCCUCCAUCUGUACGUACCACUGUCAACUACACAAAAGCUGUAGACCGGCUCACAGAGCUGUACUUUUAUGAGGACGAGAAGGCUAAAGACAUCCACGAACCAGGGGACCUAGCGCGCGAAAUCACCGUGACGGACGGCUGGCAGCAAUGGGACAAGUUCCACCUGGACAAAAACGGGUUUUCCUUACACUCUUUCAAUACCUCUUACUCCAACGACUGGGAGAAUGAUGAGGCUGUGCGGUCUGAAUUCUACCCGGACGUUGUUUCCUUUCUUGAAAAAACCUUGGGCGCAACGCGUGUUCUUGUUUUCGAUCACACAAUACGCUCCGAGCGGAACUCACAAAAGGCGCUUACCGACGAGAAGAAUACGUCUCAGCGCUCUCCUGUCAUGCUUGUGCACUGCGACUACACCGCCGAAUCUGGCCCAAAGCGGGUCGAGCAGUUGCUACCCGACGAGUCCAAAGACCUCCUGUCUCGCCGUGUCGCCUUCAUCAACGUGUGGAAACCGAUCAAUCGUGUCGUCGAGGAGCGGCCGCUAGCCAUGUGUGACGUGGAAUCGUGCGAAGACAAAGAUUUCUUCAAGUUGUACCUGCGAUAUCGGGAACGCACGGGGGAGAACUACGUUUUAAAUUACUCAAACAAGCAUAAAUGGUACUACUUUUCGCGUAUGUCGCCCAACCAGGUCAUCUUGCUGAAGACAUUCGACUCGGCGAUGGAUGGACGGGCGCGUUUCGUUGGGCAUACAGCGUUCGUUGAUCCGACGAGUCCCAAGGAUGCGCCGAUGCGGGAAAGCGUGGAGAUUCGUACAAUAUGUUUCUUCUAGUAGUGUAGCAAUUCUAACGAUUCCCACAGCGCUCAGGAUAAUGUGCCUAGGAA
Pseudovirgaria hyperparasitica is the source of this 1640-nucleotide messenger RNA. RefSeq lists its product as uncharacterized. The record is from RefSeq and is a predicted model, not a curated record. Lineage: Eukaryota; Fungi; Ascomycota; Dothideomycetes; Acrospermales; Acrospermaceae. The transcript has a single exon. Bases 118 to 1587 code for a protein of 489 amino acids. Gene Ontology annotation, molecular function: oxidoreductase activity.